Molecule: messenger RNA, 1910 nt
Organism: Amphibalanus amphitrite
Lineage: Eukaryota; Metazoa; Arthropoda; Thecostraca; Balanomorpha; Balanidae
Product: palmitoyltransferase AKR1-like
Exons: 7
Coding region: 1-1491 (496 amino acids)
Biological process (GO): protein palmitoylation
Cellular component (GO): Golgi membrane
Molecular function (GO): protein binding; palmitoyltransferase activity
Source: RefSeq, a predicted model, not a curated record
AUGUCAGUUUCGGCCUCUGUCUGCCAGUAUCCACCUCCCUGGCUCUGGCUUAUUCCCGCCGCUCUCGGUGACCGCCGUGGCCCCCAGGUGACACCGUGUAGCCCUGUGACCUCAGGUCAGACGCCACUGCUGGCGGCGUGUCAGCGCGGUCAGCUGUGGCCGGUGCACCAGCUGCUGGCGGCCGGCGCCGACGGCAGUGUCAGGGACGCCAGCGGAGCCGGCUGCGCGCACGCCGCCGCCGCCGCUGGCCAGCUCACGGUGCUCCAGUACCUGGGCGAAGUAGUUGGGUUCUCCCUGUCGGACCCCGAUGACGACGGCAGGACGCCACUGAUGGUGGCUGCGGCCGGAGGACACGCGGCUGCCGUCAAAUAUCUGAUCGAACAGGCCAGGCCGUCGCUGCUGUCCGCGGACGCCGGCGGCCGGACGGCCCUGCACCUGGCUGCCGCUGCCGGCCACCAGCACGUCUGCUGGCUGCUGGUGACCAGCGGCUCGGCCGAGCUGCUGACCGCUGCGGACGCCGAGGGGCGCGCGCCGCACCAGCUGCCGUCCGUCUCCAGAUCGCCAUGUGGUCGGAUGCUCUCCGACCUGUACCGGCGGCAGGCGGCCGGCCGCGGCCCGCCGUCCGUGCGGCCGGCCCAGCUCUGGAGCCUGCUGAGGCCGGCGGUCACCUACGCGGCGGCGCUGGCGGCCUGCUCGCUGGGGCCGGACGACUGGGCGCCUCUGCUGAACCCGGCACUGAUGCUGACUGCCCUGAUCACCCUGCGCGGCCAGGGUCACCGGCUCAGCCACCCCAGCCGCGCUCCCAGCUGGUUCGCCUUGGGCUUGGUGCUGACACUUCUGGGCGCAUCGGUCGCCUGCGUUCUGCUCUACAUGCAAACUCACGCUCUGGUGCCGCUGUACGUCACCGGCCUGUCCGGCGUGGUACUGGCUGCCUUCGUGGUCACCUUUCAUCGGGCGGUGACGGCCGCCCCGGGACUGCUGCCGCCGACCGAUCGCCUGGCCGACACUCUGCGAACGGCGGCGGCCACACCCACCGGUCAGCUCAGCUACUGCCCCCACUGCCAGGUGGUGCUGGCGAUGCCGGACCAGCACUGUCGGCUGUGCGCCCGCUGCGUCCGCGACUACGACCACCACUGUCUGUACAUCAUCAACUGUGUGGCGGCGGCCAACCGGCGCGUCUAUCUGCGCUGCCUGCUGGCGGGAACCGUCGGCUGCCUCACCUUCCUCGGCCACGCGUGGACCUACCUGGUGCGGACGGAGCCGGUGGUCGGCCGCUGGCCGCCGCGGCUCGCCGGCUGCGACAUCUACAUGGGCACCUGCGUGCUCGGCCACGCGGCGGCGCUGCUGCUGCUGCGCUCGCUGCUCUCGCACGAGCUGACCUACCUGUGGCGCGCGCUGCCGGGCGCCGGCUACCGGAAACUGGCGCAGAUGGCACGGUUCGUGGCUGGCGGCACUUUGGCACCGGCCCGCCGCGACUUCAUGCAAUGCUGAUGCCGCCCACGCGCUGUCGUUGAUGGAUGUGGUGUGAUACGUCUGUGAUGUGAUGUGAUCGAUGCACGUCAUUGACUGUGCAAGUGCUUGCCGGGUGACGGCAACCGCUCGUGAUUGUGGGCCGAUCAGUUUCCCUCUCUAGCAUUUCAGGAGGAUGGAAUGUAAAUGACAGUCAUUGUUAACACGUGACGUGUUUUAUGUUGGUAUUGUAUGUCGAUCGCGUGCCUGCCAUCACUGAAUUGUGAUUAAUUUGUGAUCGAAUUUCCGGGCAAAUCAGGAUUAUUAUUCUUAUAAAUAUUAAUUAGAGCUUCUUUCACCUGAAGUAUGAACACCUGCAUUGAUAUAGAGGUAUUUUAGGCGUUUGUAUAGCUUAUGCAUGCAUUUCAGUUUUUAUAUGUCGAUAGUGUCUUGUUUGCGUU